Rosa rugosa (rugosa rose) is the source of this 724-nucleotide messenger RNA. RefSeq names its product NADH dehydrogenase [ubiquinone] 1 beta subcomplex subunit 9. The coding region runs from base 61 to 411 and encodes 116 amino acids. Lineage: Eukaryota; Viridiplantae; Streptophyta; Magnoliopsida; Rosales; Rosaceae. Gene Ontology annotation, biological process: mitochondrial electron transport, NADH to ubiquinone. The record is from RefSeq and is a predicted model, not a curated record. The transcript is spliced from 6 exons.
CUCGCUCGACACAGUGAAACAAGGGAGAGUGAAGAAAGAGCGAGAGAGAGAGAGAGAGAGAUGAGCGGAGUUUCAACAGCGGCGUACGUAGCUCGUCGGGCAGCUCAGAAGGAGCGGGUUCGGAUCCUCUACCGCAAGGCCCUCAAAGACACUCUCAACUGGGCCGUCCACCGCCACCUCUUCUACCAAGAUGCUGAUGCUCUGCGCCAGAGGUUCGAGACCAACAAGCACGUGGAAGAUCUUGACACAAUUGAUAGACUCAUAGCUAAUGCUGAAGCUACCUACGAUAAGUGGCGCCACCCUGACCCUUAUGUUGUUCCCUGGGCUCCUGGUGGUUCAAAGUUUCAUCGGAAUCCGACUCCACCUGCUGGGAUUGAGAUAGUAUAUGACUAUGGCCGAGAAGAUAACUAAAACGAUGCAUAUUUUUCCUUCCAAUAAAUAAAGGCAACAAUAAAGCAAGAGAGUUCCAUUCCAAUGAGAGUCAGAGGAUGCCGUUUGAAGGUGAGAGAGUGAUCUUACCACUCUGGGGAGAGAGGUGAAUUGUAGAUCACUUUAGAGAGAGUAAGGAGAGACAGAGAGAAAACUUUUGUAUUCCAUUCCAGAAAGGGAGAGAGGUUCCGUGUUUUCUUAUUGUUUCUUGUUGUUCAGUCUUGUGUUAGAGGCAUGGUAAGAUUGUUGUACCCAUUAUUGAUUUAGUGGAAGAGGUUGUUGCUGCGUUGUGGAA